AUACUAUCCAGAUCUCAAUAUUAUUCAUCACCUCCCCAAAUGGCAUCUACUCCUCUGCUCCACCUCUCUCUCCACCGCCCACAAAUCCUAACCACAAAAUCCUACCACCGCCCUUCAUCUAAAAUCACCGCCCUGUUACGUCACCCUCUCAGAUCAACGGUCAAGAUCCCUCAACCACCUCCACCCCACUGCCGUCCCCGACCUUCCCUCACCAUAUCCGCCUCCUACACCCCCACUCCGGUCACCGACCGCCUGAUUUCCGCCGCCGCCUACUUCCUCCCCUUCUUGAACGGCCUCCAGUACGGCCGCUUCCUCUUCGCCCAGUACCCAACCCUAGCCCUAGCCUUGGAGCCCAUCCUCCCUCUCCUCCGCCUCUACAGCUCCAUGCCCUACGCCAGCUUCGUCGCCUUCUUUGGCCUCUACCUCGGCGUAGUCAGGAACGCCGCGCUCAGCCGCUACGUGAGGUUCAAUGCGAUGCAGGCGGUGGUGCUCGACGUGCUCUUGGUGCUGCCGAUGUUGCUUCUCAAGAUCUUCAGCCCGGGUCGGACCGGAAUCGGGUUCAAGCUGAUGGUGAUGGGUCAUAAUGCGGUUUUUGUGUUUAUAGUGUUCUGUUUUGUUUAUAGUUUGGUGUGUUCAGUUCUGGGUCGGACCCCCCACCUGCCCUUUGUGGCUGAUGCAGCUGGUAGACAAUUGUGAUGCGAUCAAUUUUGCCUUUAAUUGAAAGAGUUUUUAUGUUUGGCACUGUAAUAUUGGCUUUUCCUUUUUCUUUGUUUGAGCUUUAUGAAGUUAGGGUUUGUGUAUAUAUAUUUAGACGUUGAAGGAUUUAUUUAUUUAUUUUUUUA
Molecule: messenger RNA, 842 nt
Organism: Cornus florida
Lineage: Eukaryota; Viridiplantae; Streptophyta; Magnoliopsida; Cornales; Cornaceae
Product: protein TIC 20-II, chloroplastic-like
Exons: 1
Coding region: 40-696 (218 amino acids)
Source: RefSeq, a predicted model, not a curated record